Trematosphaeria pertusa is the source of this 948-nucleotide messenger RNA. RefSeq lists its product as uncharacterized. The record is from RefSeq and is a predicted model, not a curated record. The coding region runs from base 500 to 790 and encodes 96 amino acids. Lineage: Eukaryota; Fungi; Ascomycota; Dothideomycetes; Pleosporales; Trematosphaeriaceae. The transcript has a single exon.
UCCACAUCCAACAGAAACGCAUCGACUAGAAGGUUGGCCGCCAACCCGGCCUCCUGAAGGGCUUCUGACACCCUUGACCUGACGAAAGUCCUCCGUCGCGCGUGAAAGCACCCUAUGCCUAAUCACCACAGAGCCAGCUAACCGUACAAGGCAUCAAUUUCUAUAUCAACUUCGAGACCGAAAGCCGCAGGCUACAUACCCAUAUCGCCGUACACCGAUGACGAGAAUGCCCUAUCAAACAACCUACUAUAUCCCCGGUACGCCGAAUCGGACCCUUCAUCUCCGCCGUCGCCGGCUUCGAUCGAAUCCUUCGAUAUUCUAGACUCCAUUGCCUGGCGGCGGGGCUACACAUCCUACGACACGGGAGGCCCUAGGGCGCGUGCCUGCGAUAUUCUCAAGCAGAGGUGGAAGAAGAAUCAGCCACAGUUCAUUGCCAUACUUCUACUAUUCAUGCUGUUUGUAGCCGGGUGCUCCAUCGGAGGCUACCUAGCUGUGAGGCAUGAGCGAAAUAGGACAAGGGGAACGUGCUAUGCGCGAGAGGGCGGAGACAGAUGCCAGGAGCCUGCUUGGGCAAAGUGCGUGGCUGUCAAUGGACUGGGAUACUGUGAAGGAAUUCUUUGAAAAAGGGAAAGCGAUAUUAGCUAAAUUCUCUAGCUCGUCGCAUCGGCUGCGCUUGCGUGCCGAAUCAGGCUCGCGAAGGGACGGGAUGUCUGGCAUGCAGUCAUCCCUUACAAGGGUGCUCAGCUCGCGGUUCCAAGGGUGUUCUUUGGAGAAAAGGAGGUCGCUAUAGAGACGGUGAAUAAGGACACGCACAGGCCGGGCAAACGUAUUGGUAGAAGAUAAGGGGUCGUUUCCGGUGAGAGGAGAUUACUUGCAGGUGCACGAUGCGUUGGCAGGUGGAUCAACUGGGGUCAUCCAGCCCUACAUCUAGCUAGGGCAAGCCACUCC